Molecule: messenger RNA, 3627 nt
Organism: Jaminaea rosea
Lineage: Eukaryota; Fungi; Basidiomycota; Exobasidiomycetes; Microstromatales
Exons: 1
Coding region: 60-3518 (1152 amino acids)
Biological process (GO): transmembrane transport
Cellular component (GO): membrane
Molecular function (GO): ABC-type transporter activity; ATP hydrolysis activity; ATP binding
Source: RefSeq, a predicted model, not a curated record
ACUCAUCCCAUUCAUUGUCUCAGUCUCGUCACCUCGUCGAAGCAUCAUCAGCAGCAGCCAUGGAGGCCUCAACGGCCUUGCAGUCAUGGCUGGAGCUGCUCCGUCUCGCCCAGCCCGUGUCGCUCAUCUUGAUAGUCCUCUGCUUCGCCCUAGCCAUCGAUCCUUCCUCCUCCGAAGGACCACGGCGGCGACGCUCCAACCUCUUGGGGCUAAGCCUCGCAGCUCUCGCGCUUACCUUCUUGGCGUCAGGCAUCCUACUAGUCGUCAGAGCCGUCGUGCCUGAUAAGACAUGGACCCCCGCUCUGCAGAGGUGGCAUAAUGUGGAGUACCAGUCCCUCCUGGGCCUUGUGGGGAUCGGCUCACUGCCUGUGCUUCUUGCAUGGCAGCAGAGGCAGCAUGGUCCAGGAGUUUAUAGCAUCGGAGCUGUCUGGUGGGCAGCGACGCUUGGUGGAGUAUCGGAUGUCGCCAUGCUGGCCGCGUAUGCGCUGGACAUCGGCAGCGACGCUGCGCAGUGGAAGGAGUUGACUCCGUGGACGUGGGCGCAGCUGGGCAUUCAGAUGGGGAGGGUCUUAGUGUUCUGGCCGAUUCUCGUCGUUCUUGCGAGCAUCUCGGCAAACGAGCGCGAGACUACUGAGCCGUCGCCGGCCGCUACAGAUAAUCGGCUGGCCAGCAAUGCCGCGAGCGCUUCUGCUGCGGGCGAGUCCACGGCUCUCCUCUCUGCGACGCGUGCCCAGCCAGCAGACUAUGGAGGAACCACGUCUGCAGGACCUUCGUCGAAUGGCACGUCGACGCCAAACAAGUCGAGUGCUGCAAAUAAGAAUUCGACGGCGCCAUCGGCGGCUUCAGCUGCCAAUGCUUCCAUGGGCCUCAGCAUGGCCUCAGCGCCCCCUCCGCCAACAUUCCGCGUCUUCUUUAGCCGCAUCCUCAUGCUCUUUCCCUACCUCUGGCCUUCCAAGAGCCCACUCCUCCAGCUUCUGGCCUUAUGCUGCGUCGGUCUGCUCCUCAUCGGCCGCCUAGUCAACAUUGCCGUCCCCAUCGUACUAGGCAAGAUAGUCGACCGCCUUGCCUCGACAGAGAGCGGUGGUACAGCAUCGACGAGCUUGAGUAUCUGGUGGCUCAUCGGCGGCUAUGCCCUUCUCAAGUGUCUGCAGGGCUCUGGCGGUCUCCUCACCGUGGCGCAGAACUUUGCCUGGCUUCCUCUCCAGCAAUACUCCGACAGAUCCAUGUCCCUCAUGGCCUUCAGACAUCUCUUGGACCUCUCCAUGGCCUUCCACACCAAGCGCAAGACGGGAGAGGUACUGCGUAUCCUUGAUAGGGGGAGCUCGAUAAACAGCUUCUUUCAAUACCUCGUCUUCCAGAUCGCGCCCAUCUUCUUCGACAUCGCGAUCGCUACCGUAUUCCUCUCGGUCACCUUUGGUCCGCAGGUCGGGCUGCUCCUCUUUGCCAUCAUGACAGUCUACACGGCCAUCUCCGUCAAGAUGACGACGUGGCGUACAACGUUGAGGCGAGACGCAAACAACAAGGACUCUGUCUCGCGAGCGAUUCACACCGACGUGCUCCUCAACUGGGAGACGGUAAAAUCCUACAACAACGAAAGCUACGAAGCCGAGCGGUAUCGCCUUGCCUUUAUCGACUACCAAGGCGCAGAGUGGAAGGUCAGCGCGAGUCUCAACGCGUUGAACUUGGUGCAAAACCUUGUCCUUUCGGUCGGCACGCUCCUCAUGCUCUUCGUCGUGGCCUACGAUGUCACAAAUGGCUAUGCGACGAGCAGCGACUUUGUCGUCUUCAUCUCCUACCUGGCGCAGAUCUAUACGCCACUCAAUAUGCUGUCCACCCUCUACCGCGUCAUUCAGACUUCGCUCGUCGAUACGGACAAGCUGAUUGCGCUCCUUCAAGAGGAGAAGGACGUCAAGGAUAUCCCAGGCGCAACGGAUCUCGAAGUCAAGCAGGGAGUCGUCGAGUUUCGCGACGUACGCUUCAGCUACGACGGAAAAGUCGAUGCGCUCAAGUCCCUCUCCUUCACCAUGAAGCCCAAAUCACGCGUUGCCCUCGUUGGUGAGAGCGGCGCUGGAAAAUCCUCAGUCCUCAAGCUCCUGUAUCGCUUCUACGAUCCCUCCUCGGGCCAGAUCCUGAUAGACGGACAGGAUAUUCGAACAGUCACGCAAGCUAGCCUGCGCAAAGCCAUUGGAGUCGUGCCACAGGAAGCGGGACUGCUGAACACUUCGAUCCGCACCAACAUUGGAUACGGUCGUACGGAGCCGCCUGCGACGGACGAGGAAGUCGAGGCUGCUGCAGCCGCCGCCCAGAUCCUGGAUAAGAUUCAAGCCUUCCCCGAAGGAAUGGACACUGUAGUCGGUGAGCGCGGUGUGCGUCUCUCGGGUGGCGAGAAACAGCGGGUCGCCAUCGCCCGUACCUUCCUAAAGGCCCCGCCCAUCUUGCUUCUCGAUGAAGCGACCAGCGCCUUGGACUCGCAGACGGAGCGUCAUCUCCAGGUGGCAUUGCAGACGCUCAUGGAGGGCAAGACCAGUCUGACCAUUGCGCAUCGGUUGAGUACGAUUGUCAAUUCGGAUCAGAUCAUCGUGCUUUCGGCUGGCGGGGUAGUGGAGAGCGGAACGCAUGAGGAGUUGGUGGCCGUGGUGGGGGGCAGAUACGCCGCUAUGUGGGCGGCGCAGGUCGAGACGGAUAGGGAGAGGGCGGACAAGGAGCGCGAGAACGAGCAUGCUGGGGAGGAGGCGAAGAAGGCUGAUACUGAGGAGUUGAAGGGCAGCGAAGAUACUGCGAACAACGGCAAGGCCAAGGCUCCGGUCGAGGCAAACGCAGCCGCACAAGCGUCAGCAGCCGAGGGAGACGAGGAUAAUGACACUGCGGCAACCUCGUCACCUCCCGCUCCCGGCAUGCUAGGCGUCGUCUCGCCUUCGCAACUCGACUCCGACGCGAUGGCGAACGCGGUCUCGCCGACGUCCACCCCUGCACUACCACCUCCGCCAGCGGCAGUCGAGGCCGCACAGGAGACUGAGGCAGAGGCGAUGCCCGCAGUAGUGGAUGAGGUCAAGGCGCAGAAGCAAGAGGAGAAGGAGCUCGAAAGCAACGAUCGACUGGCAUUCGGUGUGGAUGCGCCAGCUGUCUCCACCAGCACGUCGGGUACUGCGCCUCCCUCUCGUCCGCGCACGAGCAGCGGCGUCGCCGCCGGAGACGCCGCUUCAAUUGCGCCUUCGACCACCUCGUCUUCUGGCGCUGCGGGUGGAGGCAAGAUGCGCACCCGUAUCGCCUCGUUGAUGAGACGUACGACGAGUAGCAGCGGUGGGAGAUCAAGAGAGGGAAGCCUGGUGGCUAGCGCAGGAGACUUGCCGAGCCCAGGAUCGCGACCAUCUUCAUCGGGCGGCGUAGCUGGACAGCAGCCGCAGGGCACGAGUGGUACCGCGACUGAGACAGGCAGGCCAAGCAGUGGUGUCGCUGGCGCCAGUGGUGGUAACGGCAGCAGCGCUAAGAAGAAGAACAAAAAGAAGGGGAAGAAGUGAUUCGUGCGGUAGGCCAUCAGCUGGAACGGGGGAGUACGGACCAGCGAUCUAUCCCUUGUACAUGAGCACAAGCACAGCUUGCGAGAAUGAAUGGACAUUGAUUGUGGAC